ACGUCACCGCGCGUGGAUCAGAAACGGGUGCAAUUGUUGUUGUGUCGAGCGUGCAGUUUUGACACUAUAAUCGGGGGAAGAAGAAGCAACAUUAAGUCACAACUCGCCAGAAAUAGUCAAAAGUGCUAGCUGGGGUUGCAUUCAAAAAGCAAAUGUGCUUAUAAUAUACAUAUACAUACAUACACACAUAUGUACAUAAAUACAUGUUUUGUUCAUAAAUAAAAUGCGUGUGUAGAGUUUGACCCUCCAACAAACUAAGUGAAGCGAUGCCAAUUGGCCAAUAACUAGGCCCCAAGGAGGUGUCGUCACUACAUAGACUACAUCAAGAUGCCGCGCAAACUUCUUAAGUUUUUAAUCAUCUUCGACAACACGUCGCUGCUAUAUUUUCCCGGUCAAUUUCUAUCUGGUCGUGUUCUCAUCGAGCUGCAGGAUGAAACGCCGGCCCUCGGGUUACAUUUCCAUGUGGUGGGUGAAGGAGUGGUGCGCGCAGGAACGGGGAGAGGGGAGCGAACGUAUGACAAAGAGAAUUACAUAGAUUUUCGCAUGCGGUUACUGGGUGAUGUCGAUCAAGGACCUGCCAUUUUGUCGCCAGGCAUACACAGUUUCCCAUUCAAAUUGGGCCUACCUGUGGGCUUACCGUCGACGUUUCUUGGUCGCUAUGGCUGGAUACAGUACUAUUGCAAGGCAGCCCUGCGUGAGCCCAAUGGGCUAAUACACAAAAAUCAUCAGGUGUUUAUUGUAAUGAAUCCCAUUGAUUUGAAUCUAGAGAAGCCAAUUCUGGCGCAACCCUUCACCUGCGAAGUAGAACACAAGUUGGGCGUCGCCUGUGUAGGUGGUGGUCAAGUCAAAUGUCGUGUUGUCUUAGAUCGAGGUGGCUAUGUGCCUGGAGAAAAUAUCCUCGUAACUGCCUUUAUAUCAAAUCACAGUAAUGUGACCAUUAAGCGCACGAAGGCUUCUCUAACAGAGACUAUUGAAUACUUGGCUCGAGGCAAAGUGGUGCAAACAGAGAAGCGCGCCCUCGCUGUGCUAGUGCGUGGAAAAAUUCGACCUGGUGCCAAGGAUGAGUGGCACAAUGACAGCCUGUAUGUGCCACCACUGCCACCGACAAAUUUACAUGGCUGUCAUUUGAUUAAAAUAUCGUAUGAUGUUUUCUUUAUCAUCGAACCAAAAUCCAUGGAGAAGGAGGUCAAGCUUCAGCUGCCUAUUAUCCUGGCCACUUAUCCCUUCCGCAACAAUGCCAACGAUGCGAAUACUUGGCCGGAAUCGGUUCUAAAGCCUGAGACGCAUUACCAUUAUCCAUCAUCGUUGCCCAUAUUUCGUCCAUGGCUGCAUGAGAAGCCCGACGCAUAAGGCCCAGUGUUAAUUGCCAUACAUACUUAUAUUACUUUUACACACAGACAUAUUCAAGUUUAGUGUUUUUGAAUUCGUUAAUCCUGUGACAAUACUAAAGUACCCUUUUCCUAUAAUUAAACGACGUACAUAAUGCAGAUAAAAACCGUGGAAUACACCAACUCCUA
Messenger RNA from Scaptodrosophila lebanonensis, 1517 nucleotides. It is a transcript of the gene Vdup1, whose product is annotated as arrestin domain-containing protein 17. Gene Ontology annotation, cellular component: cytoplasm. The transcript is spliced from 5 exons. NCBI's taxonomy places the organism in Eukaryota, Metazoa, Arthropoda, Insecta, Diptera, Drosophilidae. Bases 328 to 1350 code for a protein of 340 amino acids. The record is from RefSeq and is a predicted model, not a curated record. Gene Ontology annotation, biological process: protein transport.